Messenger RNA from Ixodes scapularis (black-legged tick), 1233 nucleotides. RefSeq lists its product as uncharacterized. The record is from RefSeq and is a predicted model, not a curated record. Lineage: Eukaryota; Metazoa; Arthropoda; Arachnida; Ixodida; Ixodidae. The transcript is spliced from 3 exons. Bases 283 to 1233 code for a protein of 316 amino acids.
CAGGCCGUCCUGAAGACGGUUAUUUUGAUCCAAGGCAAGGGAUUCACCGAGGCCCCAGCACAUCUGUCAUGCACAGAUCUGCCACAGCGUUGGAGAAGACCGAGGGGCCAGGUCAUCAAAGGUUCAAGUGUGCAGGGUGUUGACUGGCGGAGGGUGGGCAAAGGACGACAAGACUUGCCGCGCUCAUGUCGGCUGGACCUCAGCAAGGCUAAGGAGCGUACUAUCAGCCAAAAGAAAAGCGCCGCGCUCCAAUUCGCAAGCAGUUUGCAGCAGCUGGACGGGAUGACCUCCUUGGUAGCAGUGUUGGGAGCUGCAGAUCGAGCACAAGUGUGCAGCUCCAAGUGCGGCGAUGUGCUUGCUUGCUCUCCACUCGCCUACCAGCAGCCACUUGUCCCAUUUGGAUUUUGCAUCUUGUUGUGCGAGGAGCUGGAGGCACCUGGCCAUCUGAACAUCGGGCGGCCACUAGAAGAAAUGGUGCCUUUUCUUGAAAGCGACGAGUGGACUGUUCCGGAUGGUGUCAGCACGAAGGCAAGGCUUCUGUUAGAGAAAAUAACACUGACGCCACUUGAAGCACAGGACCUUGAGAAGAACUCGCGGAGGCAGCGCGACAGUGCUACCUGGCUUCAGGCAAGGCAGUACCGCCUGACUGCAUCGAACUUUGGCACCGUACAUCGUCACGGCGAGUGGACAGAAAAGGGACUGGCAAACCUGACCUCAACAAAGGACUUGUCCAGGGUUCCUGCCAUUCGGUAUGGGAUUGUCAACGAGCCUAAAGCACUGCAACGCUACGAGGACGUUUUAAAGAGCAGGGGCCGAGACGUCCAUCUGUCGAGUGCGGGGCUGUUCGUGGAUCCUGACCAACCAUGGCUCGGAGCAACUCCAGAUGCAAUUGUGUACGACGCGACAGAACAACCACCAUGGGGAUGUGUAGAAGUAAAACGCCUUUACACCUUGAGGAAUGCAGAUUGCGACACACUGCUCGCAAGUAACAUUAGUGUUGCUUUUGACAGCUCUAACUGUCCGCAUCUCAAGACAGAGCACCCCCACUUUGCUCAAGUGGUAGGACAGAUGGGGGUAACAAACCUCAAGUGGGCAGACUAUGUUCUUUAUGGGGACAACUUCCUAACCAUUCAGAGGAUCAGGUUUGACAAGAAUAUUUGGGAGGACAUAAAAGAGAGCUUAGACAACUUUAAUUUCACUACUCUUCUGCCAUACUUUGCAGCAAAGUCGUAA